AGCGCGGUCAUAAACACCUGCGCGCGUGUGCAGCAAUUUAUUGAAAAACUAACCGUAGCUACAGAGAAUUUUCUUUGCCAGACUGUGAAAAAGCGUCCCAGGAGCAAUAGAACACACAAGUGGUCUUACUCUAAACAUUUACAAAAUAAUUGGCAAGUUAAUUAAGUUAGGCAAAGUUUAAGUUACGGUGUGACAUCGUCUUUGCAGAGUUUUACAGUUAUAAGUGAAAAGUUUGUGCAUUUUUUGUGAGUGCGCGUCCGCCAAAGCUCUUGGCAUCGAUUUUUUUUUUGUGGGCAUAAACAACCCCUAGUGGAAAAUCCGGAGCAGCCAUGGCUUAUCGCUUGAAGGCCACCAAGUGUCCCACGGACGAGCUAUCGCUCACCAAUCGAGCCAUUGUCAGUGUUAGUGACUUUCCCGAGGAUGUCAAAUAUGCAGACAUCUCUCCGGCACCCGGUCAGCAUUUUAUUUUUGCAUUGGAGAAGACCGUUGAGGUGCCCAGCGGCUAUGUGGGCUUCUCUUUGGUCCAGAGGAAGUGGGCCAUGGUCUCUAUUAACCAGGAGCUGGAGGUGCGUCCAUAUCGCUUCGAUGCCAGCUCCGAUGUCAUAACAUGUGUCUCCUUUGAAACGGACUUUCUGCAGAAGAAAACCGUGUCCCAGGAGCCCUAUGACUCGGAUCAAAUGGCCAAGGAGUUUAUCAUGCAGUUCGCCGGCAUGGCCCUAACUGUGGGCCAAUCGUUGGUCUUUAACUUCAAGGAUAAGAAGCUAUUGGGACUGGCGGUCAAAUCACUGGAGGCCAUCGAUCCCAAGAGCCUUGGCGAGGGCAAGGAGCCGGCCAUGCGCAAUGUACGUUUUGGCCGCAUCCUUGGCAACACGGUGGUGCAGUUCGAGAAGGCCGAGAAUAGCUCCCUGAAUCUUCAGGGCAAGAGCAAGGGCAAGGUGGUGCGCCAGUCUAUCAUUAAUCCGGACUGGGACUUUGGCAAGAUGGGCAUUGGUGGCCUGGACAAGGAGUUCAAUUCGAUCUUUCGUCGUGCCUUUGCCUCGCGUGUCUUCCCGCCGGAGCUCGUCGAGCAGCUGGGCUGCAAGCAUGUGAAGGGCAUCCUUCUCUACGGACCUCCUGGCACGGGCAAGACCCUGAUGGCGCGUCAAAUUGGAACCAUGCUGAAUGCCCGAGAGCCAAAGAUAGUCAAUGGACCGCAGAUAUUGGACAAAUAUGUGGGUGAGUCGGAGGCGAAUGUUCGCAGGCUGUUUGCCGAGGCCGAGGAGGAGGAGAAGCGCCUCGGGCCGAAUAGUGGACUGCACAUCAUCAUCUUCGAUGAGAUCGAUGCGAUUUGCAAGCAGCGUGGCAGUGUGGCCGGUAAUAGCGGUGUCCACGACACCGUCGUCAAUCAGCUGCUGACCAAGAUCGAUGGCGUUGAUCAGUUGAACAAUAUCCUUGUCAUUGGCAUGACCAAUCGUCGGGAUAUGAUCGAUGAGGCUCUCCUGCGACCGGGUCGCCUGGAAGUUCAAAUGGAGAUCAGUCUGCCGAAUGAGCAGGGACGUGUCCAGAUUCUCAACAUUCAUACGAAGCGGAUGAGGGACUUUAACAAGAUCAACGAUGAUGUGGAUAACAAGGAGAUUGCAGCUCUGACGAAGAACUUUAGUGGCGCCGAGCUGGAGGGUCUGGUGCGUGCUGCCCAGUCCAGUGCCAUGAAUCGUCUGAUUAAGGCCGAUGCCAAGGUCACCGUAGAUCCCGAGGCCAUGGAGAAGCUAAAGGUUAAUCGCGAUGACUUUCUCCAUUCGCUGGAGAAUGAUAUUAAGCCGGCGUUUGGCACGGCCCAGGAGAUACUCGAUAAUAUGCUGGCCCGUGGUGUGAUCAACUGGGGUACCCCUGUCAGCAAUCUUCUGGAGGAUGGAAUGCUCUAUGUCCAGCAGGCUAAGGCUCCGGAAUCAAGUGGCUUGGUCUCUGUGCUAGUGGCCGGUGCCCCUAACUCUGGCAAGACCGCUUUGGCCGCUCAGCUCGCAAAGAUGUCGGAUUUCCCAUUCGUCAAGGUCUGCUCACCGGAGGAUAUGGUGGGCUAUACCGAGUCAGCCAAGUGCCUGCAUAUCAGGAAGAUCUUCGACGAUGCCUAUCGUUCUACUCUCAGCUGCAUUGUGGUGGACAAUGUAGAGCGUCUGCUGGACUAUGGUUCAAUUGGACCACGUUACUCGAACAUGACGCUGCAGGCGUUGCUGGUGCUGCUCAAGAAACAGCCACCCAAGGGCAGGAAACUGCUCAUCCUGUGCACCUCCAGCAGGCGGGAGGUGCUCGAGGAGAUGGAGAUGCUGACGGCAUUUACCUCUGUGCUGCAUGUACCAAAUCUCUCGCAUCCGGAGCAUGUUCUGGCCGUGCUCGAGCACACGGAUAUCUUUAGCAAGGGCGAGGUUCAGGCCAUUGGCAAGAAGAUGGCCGGCAAGCGCGUCUUCAUUGGCAUCAAGAAGCUAUUGGGCCUAAUCGAUAUGGCCCGCCAGACGGAGCCAUCGCAGCGGGCCAUCAAGUUCCUGUCCAAAAUGGAGGAGGAGGGUGGCCUCGACAUGGUGGCCAGGCAGUGAUGGAGUAACCUAUGCCGGCCCAGAUGCAGUCUCAAUUAUUAGCUUUUAAGCGGAGAUCGGGAUAGAGCAAAUGGAUGCGGAAUCAGACUCUCCAUAAUACACCGCAAACUUAUACUAUACAUAGACAAGAUAUAUCUAUAUACAUACUAUCCAGGCUUCGCGUUGUUUGUUCGGUCCCAGUACCAGUAAACAGUCCCAGUUCCGGGAGGACUUUCCUGUGCUUCUGACUUCCCCCCACAGAGCACAAUCAAAUCUGACAGAUAUGUGAGAUCCGUGACCUGAAGUUGAAGAAGAAGUUUGAUGAAGGCAGUGUAGGAGUUGGUGAAAGCACAGGCAGAGCGAGAGAUACUCAAUUACAUUUAUAAAUAACACGUGUAGCUGGCUAAAUUUGUUAAUAUAUAUAUAUAAACAUACAUAUAUAUAUAUAUAUAUAUAUAAUAGCAUGAUAAUCUUUCUCGUUACCUUUAAUUUUAGGAUUCGCUUCGAAACGUAUUAUAAUAUGAUAUCAGAGAGCAGAUUAAGAACACCAAAGUUUUUUGUGAACGUUGUUUAUCGAUAAUAUUAACGAAAACCCAACUAAAUAAUUGAAUAUUUAUUAAAUCCACUAUAUUGUUAACUUAACCGCCAAUGUUAUACAUCUAAUAAUAUAUAUAUAUAUCUUCAAAUAAAGACAAACGAUCUCGAAUUCCAA
Messenger RNA from Drosophila serrata, 3258 nucleotides. RefSeq names its product comatose (gene comt). NCBI's taxonomy places the organism in Eukaryota, Metazoa, Arthropoda, Insecta, Diptera, Drosophilidae. Gene Ontology annotation, molecular function: ATP binding; ATP hydrolysis activity. Gene Ontology annotation, cellular component: Golgi stack. Gene Ontology annotation, biological process: SNARE complex disassembly; Golgi to plasma membrane protein transport; intra-Golgi vesicle-mediated transport. The record is from RefSeq and is a predicted model, not a curated record.